GGACCCGCCUUCCGCCUUCCGCCUUCCGGCGGGGGCUGCGGCUCCAGGUGGCAAUACCCACGCAUGGCGGUCGUGCGCGCCGGGGCGGCGGAGCUGGGCUUCGCGGAGGUGGCGCCGGCCUGGCGGCUGCGCAGCCAGCAGUUCCCCAGCAAGGUCGGCGGCCGGCCGGCGUGGCUGGGCGAGGCCGGGCUGCCCGGGCCCGCGGAGCUGGCGUGCUCGCUGUGCGGCCGCCCGCUGGCCUUCGUGCUGCAGCUGUACGCGCCCCUGCCGGGCCGCGCCGACGCCUUCCACCGCGGCCUGUUCCUCUUCUGCUGCCGCGCGCCGCCCUGCUGUGCGGGCCUUCGCGUUUUUAGAAAUCAGCUACCCAGGAAAAAUGACUUUUACUCCCAUGAGCCGCCUUCUGAGGAUCCUCCCCCAGAGACGGGCGAGUCCGUGCGCCUCCAGCUCCAGUCCGGGGCUCAGCUCUGCAGGGUGUGCGGCUGUCUCGGCCCCAAGACGUGCUCGCGAUGUCGCCAGGCGCAUUACUGCAGUAAGGACCACCAGGCUGUGGACUGGAGGUGCGGGCAUAAGCAGGCGUGUAGACAGGCAGGUAAUGUGGACAAUACAAUUCCAGAUCACAACUUCCUUUUUCCAGAAUUUGAAAUUGUAAUAGAAACAGAAGAUGAGAUUACACCUGAAGUUUCAGAAAAAGAAGAUGAACCGGAGAUUAUAGGGAGCAUGGGUGAAGCACCUGCAGAAGAAUUGGAAUCCAUGGCAAAACAUGAAUCCAGGGAAGAUAAGAUUUUCCAGGAGUUUAAAAAUAAAAUAGCCCUGGAACCAGAACAGAUCCUCAGGUAUGGCAGAGGGCUUGCCCCCAUCUGGAUCUCUGGUGAAAACGUCCCCCAAGAGGAGGACAUUCCAGACUGCCCCUGUGGAGCCAAGAGAAUAUUUGAAUUCCAGGUCAUGCCUCAGCUGCUCAACUACCUAAAGGCCGACAGGCUGGGCAAGAGUGUUGAUUGGGGUGUCCUGGCCGUCUACACCUGUGCUGAGAGCUGCAGCCUGGGCACUGGCUACACAGAAGAAUUUGUUUGGAAGCAAGAUGUAACAGAUACACCUUAAAGAGAACCUCAAAUAGCCUUAAAAGUGCUCAUAACCUCUUAGACCUUGCAAUUCCAUUUUUAGGAUGUUAUCCUAACGGAAUAAUUGUACCAGAGAGAGGGGCACAAAGAUGUUUUAGGCCUUAUUUACAAUCUAUAACAAAAGUGUAAUAUGCUAAUUAGACUGACCAGACAGCUGAACUACCUUCCAGAUGUCCUUCUGGACGAAGCCAUGGGGGCUGAGGCAGUUCGGGGCUAUCAGGCAAGCAGGCAGACAGGCUAACAUUUAGGAGCCAGCGGUCCUGGAUUGGGAGAGGGAUGUCCAACUGCUGGUUUAGGCCUGAUCCUGCGGGGUUGGGCCUAAACUGGCAGUUGGACAUCCCCCGAAGGGUCCCAGAUUGCGAGAGGGUGCAGGCGGGGCUGAGAGACCACCCUCCCCCCCCCCCCCCGCCCCCCGCACAAAUUUCAUGCACUGGGCCUCUAGUGUCUAAAUAUUAGUGAAACAAAAUGCCCAGUAACAGGGAAUUACAUAUAUUUUGGUGUAUCUAUGCAGUUUUUGAUGCAGACCUGUAUGCACAUGCAGUACAGUACAGAUCUGAACACACACCAAGAUACCAUUACAGGUGGUAUUCCUAGUAUGAUCGCAUAUUUUUUAAGUAUUUGUACAUCUGUGUCUUUAUUUUCUAAGUGUUUGAUUUCAUGUGUUUCACAUGUGUGUGGACCUGUGGUGGAAUAAAACUUAAAAAGAAAAUGGCUCUUUUGUGAAGAAUAAAAAGAGACGAUCUACAGAAGGAUCUGCAAAGUGGGCUGUGUCCUGAGCUGGCCCAACUCUUCCUUGUCACCACCUGCCAUCCCCCGUGCCCGCCCCCAACCACCGUCCGCUCUUUCUCAUGUACAAAUACAUCACACACCUCAGUAGCCUCUAGAAAUGUCAAAACAUUUUAUGGCUCCUGCAGAGGACGUCCAUCACUGCUGCCAAUCCAGACUCUGCCCCACCAGACAGCCCAUGUGGGGGAGCAGCCCACUGGCUCUGGCCUUACCAAUUCAGAAAGCACAGCAAAAAAUAUACUGUAACGCUUCCAAUAAUCGUUUGUGGUAGUGUGUAAGACUGUUGUGUGUAUAAUAAUGUGAAAUGACUGACUGGGAUAUUUUAACUCAUCCCAUGUGUUUUUAAAUGUUAAGAAUUUUCAGUGUAGAGGAUAAUAAACCAAUGAAUAUGAGAAGGGAAAUGAUUAGAAUUUCAUCAUCUGCAACCCCCUAACAAAUAAUGAGGAGAGAGACAACCACAUACUUGAUUCCUAACAGAAGAACACGCUCUCAGCCUUAAUGAAAGGGUCAAGCAUCUGGAUGCAGCCCCACGUGCAGGAGCUGAGACGGGACACGGAACCACACCACGAAUUAGCAAACGGCCCAACACAUGGAGGAUCCACCAGCCAAAUGGCCUGAAAUGUUAAGGAAAAGAGGUGGAGAGAAGACUUGAGGAAUAAAGCAGAUGUGCUGGGACAGGGUUAGGGGGAGUCACUGGCAACA
Myotis daubentonii (Daubenton's bat) is the source of this 2606-nucleotide messenger RNA. It is a transcript of the gene PDCD2, whose product is annotated as programmed cell death 2. Lineage: Eukaryota; Metazoa; Chordata; Mammalia; Chiroptera; Vespertilionidae. Gene Ontology annotation, cellular component: nucleus; cytoplasm. The record is from RefSeq and is a predicted model, not a curated record.